Messenger RNA from Bradysia coprophila, 1916 nucleotides. It is a transcript of the gene Balat, whose product is annotated as Beta-alanine transporter. Gene Ontology annotation, cellular component: membrane. Lineage: Eukaryota; Metazoa; Arthropoda; Insecta; Diptera; Sciaridae. The record is from RefSeq and is a predicted model, not a curated record. Gene Ontology annotation, biological process: transmembrane transport. Gene Ontology annotation, molecular function: transmembrane transporter activity.
UCAGUUGAUGUCGGGUCGUGCCAUUGCUGAGGACCGUUUUGUGUGUGAACAUGAAGUUUUCGUCAUAGAGGAUUAUAGAUUGUUUAAAACCGGAUACGGAUACGAUUUGCUUGGAUAUUGGGACUUUCAAGAAGUGCUCUCCGAUUCGUUGAACCAAAAUGGAUUUCGAUGCUGUUUUGCCCGAUGUAGGGUCUUUCGGAAUUUAUCAAAAGCUAAUUAUUACGAUGCUGCUCCCUGCCGUUUUACCGUGUGCCUUUCACGCUUACAGUCAGCUGUUCAUAGCAUCCCGCCAAGCCCAUUGGUGUCGUCAGCCCGAUUUAGAACCAUGGGCUAAUGACUACCCCGAAAUAGUCAAAAACUUAAGCAUUCCAAAGGAGUUACGAGACGGUGAUUUUAAAUAUUCGGAGUGUAAAAUGUUCGAUCGAAAUUACAGUGACAUUGUACGGUACCUGAAUUCUAAGUCACCAGCGGAUCUAGCCCAGUACGGAUUUCAAUAUGACGAGGAUGUGGAUACGAUCAAUGAAUCGCAUUUAAUUGAGUGUACGUCGGGCUGGAAUUAUGACCGAAACAUGUUUCCCAAUACAAUUGUGAUGGAAUGGGAUUUGGUGUGCAGCAAAGAUUUUUACACAACGUUCGCUCUUGUUCUAUUCGGUGUUGGUGGCCUCAUAGGAAACUAUGUUUUUGGAUACCUUCAAGACUAUUGGGGACGGCGACCAUCAUUUUUCGUUUACCUAUUUUUAGAAAUCGUGGCAUGCGUACUAAGCUCUUUCGCGUGGAAUUUUCCUAGUUGGAUGGUCUUUCGAUUUAUCGUUGGAAUUACUGUGCCAGCCAUCCUGGCUAGUCCUUAUGUGUUGGCUAUCGAACUUGUUGGCCCGAACCAUCGAGUCUUCUGUACGAUCGUUUUGAAUAUCGCAUAUUCACUGGGAUUAGUUCUACUGUCAGGUGUAGUGUAUCUCGUUCGUGAUUGGCGCUUCCUAUCAUUGGCAGUUUCCGUACCAUUGCUGCUACUAUUUUCAUGUUUCUUUGUGCUACCCGAAUCACCAAGAUGGUUGGUAGCGACCGGAAAUUACAAAAAGGCUGCAAAAGUUAUGAAAACAAUUGCUAAAUUUAAUCGAAAAACUAUUCCAGACGACUACGAAGAAGUACUUAGAAGUAAGAUGAAAAGUAAUAGUGCCAUCGGUACAAUAACUCCAGAAACUGUUCAAUCGAUUGGCAUUUUGGACUUAUUUAAAACAUACAACAUGAGAGCUAAAACGCUUAUCAUCACCUUCAUUUGGUUUUCGAAUACAUGCGUCUAUGUGGGACUGUCAUACUAUGCACCGGCUUUGGGUGGAGAUGAGAUUUGGAACUUUUUCUUAGCUGGAGCUGUUGAGUUCCCAACUUACGUUUUCCUGUGGCCGGGUCUCAUUUAUAUUGGCAGAAGGUGGAUACUAUGCACAUCAAUGAUCGUUGGUGGGGUGGCGUGUAUACUAACUUUUUUGGUUCAACACAAUCAAACGAUCAUGUUGAUAUUGUAUUGCAUCGGUAAAAUGGGAAUAUCAUCGGCCUUUGUUGUGCUGCCUCUGGCAGCGUCCGAACUGUAUCCGACGGUGGUGAGAGGAUUAGGAAUGUCAGUUAGUUCUGUAAUCGGUAUGAUCGGCCCUAUUGUCAUACCAUUAGUGAAUCACAUGGGAAGCAAUAUGUUGGUGCUGCCCUUAAUUAUUAUGGGUUCACUGCUGACAAUUGGUGGUAUGGCAAGUCUCUUUUUGCCUGAAACGAUGGGUAAACCAUUGCCGCAAACUAUUGCAGAUGGAGAAAAUGUUCCGCUCACUAAUCCGUUUGCCGAUCUGUUCAAGUGCAAUAAACGAAACAAGAAUAAGAAUGAUGGGCUCGUAUGCAAUGUAUGCAACAUAGAAAUAAAAAACCUGAAGCUUUAA